AUGGCUUUCUUUACUAUCUCCAAUAGACAAGCAUCCCCUCUCGAGGCAAGACGCCUCAACAAAUUCACCGACCACGUCAAAGGCGUCAUGCCCGUUGAAGAGUACCUCGACCGAGUAGACCCCUACACCACCUCAACCCUCAGAUGGCCCCGUCCCUUCGAUUCAACUCCCUCGUCACCGGUAAUAGUCCAACAAAUCGAACCCCAUCGCGAGGAUAUUCUCUCCAUUCUCGAUGCCCACAAUCUCCCACCCCGAGCCUACCUCCGCCUUACCGUGCACUCCGUCACAAAACGAGGCUAUCCCUCCGCAAGGCCUAGGACCCUCCUCUCCCUCACAUACAUAACGGACCCCUUCCAUCGGCGUUCACCGCAAACACCAUCAAAGCCCGAGAUGGACACAGCCCGCGAUAAAGUCGUCGAGUUAUUGAAGACAAAAGGCAUCGCGAACAUCGACACCGAAAUCGUCUUCACCAACCAAGCCUUCAACCCCCUCCUCUUCGACCUCCCAGAUCCAGAUCCCCUCUUCUCACCGUUCAGAUACACCAUCCGCCCAAUUAUAUGCAGCCGCAUCCUCCCAAAAUACACAAACGCCUGGCAGAAGGUCGGCCUCUUCUACAUCGGCCUCACCGUCGAAGAUAACCUCAAGUACCCAACCCUCAUCAUCCCCGUCUCCCCCGGCACAGUCACGAACUGGGCGGCACUAGACCACGAUAUCAGGUCUCUGCUCAGGGAUCAAGGGGUACCAGAAUUCGACGUCGAGUUCUGGCCCGGCCCGCUGCGCGAGACGUGGAAUGCUGACGCUGAGGUCGUGGACGAGUGCGAUCGGAGCUUUCAACGCGUGAAGAUCGAGGAGCGGGAACGGUGUAUGAAAGGUCGGUGGCGCCCGAAUCUGGAUGUGCUUGAUGGGCCUGCUAAGACGAGGAAGGAGGAGAAGGUGGGGGGUGAUGAAGAGGCCGUUGACGAGUCUGGGCUGCAGGGCUUCUUCGCUAUCCCGCGUUCUGAAGAGCCGGGGCGGUGUUUGACGCCAUGUCCCCUACUUGAGGAUGUGCUUGCGAAUUAUAAGAGUCCGUUUGUGGGUUAG
This is a messenger RNA of Aspergillus mulundensis, 1080 nucleotides long. RefSeq lists its product as uncharacterized. NCBI's taxonomy places the organism in Eukaryota, Fungi, Ascomycota, Eurotiomycetes, Eurotiales, Aspergillaceae. The record is from RefSeq and is a predicted model, not a curated record. The transcript has a single exon. Bases 1 to 1080 code for a protein of 359 amino acids.